AUGGCAAAACAAAGGUUAACAGCACUCGACAUACGUGCCAUUGUUACAUUAUGCAAAAAGAAUAUUGUGGGAUGUAUUGUAACUAAUAUAUACAAUAUAUCUAAUAAGAUAUAUGUGAUAAAAUGUUCAAAGAAGGAACAGAAACUUUUUUUCUUAGUUGAAGCAGAAAAGAGAAUACAUAUAACGGAAUGGAAAAGAGAAAAGGAUGUGAUGCCUUCAUCAUUUACUAUGAAAUUAAGAAAACAUUUACGUUCACGUAAAAUUUCGAAUAUAAAACAAUUAGGAGCUGAUAGAGUUAUUGAUAUACAAUUUGGAUAUGAUGAAAAGGCUAGUCAUUUAAUUGUAGAAUUAUAUAUUGCAGGAAAUAUAAUAUUAACUGAUGAGAAUUAUAAGAUCCUUAGUAUUUUAAAGAGUAAUGAUACUAUAAUGGGAAGAAAAUAUAUUGUGAAUGAUAUAUAUAAUGUAGAAGAGCACAUGUCUGUUUUAUUGUAUAAGAAUUUGAAAGGACCAGAUGAUAAGGAAUAUUUAAAAAAAUGUAUAAUAGAAAUAUUGUUAUAUUAUAAUAAUAUUAAUAUGGAUAAUUUAAUUUUGAAAGAUGGUGAUGAACUAAAUAAUAAAGUAAAUAACGUUAAUAAUAUUAACCAGAAUGUUACAAUAAAUAAUGGGGAUAUAGAAUAUAAUAAAAUGGGUUUGAAAAAUGAUGAUACUGAACAAAAGAUGAAUGGCAAUAAUAAUGAUAGUAAUACGCCUGGCACAAAUGGGCAAGAGAAAUUUAAAAAUGAAAAGGAUAAAAAUGAUAAAAAUGAAAAAAGUGGUAAAAGUGAUAAAAAUAAUAAAGACAAUAAAAAUAAUGAAAAUAAUAAAAAUAAUAAAAAUAACAAAAAUAAUAAAAAUAAUAAAAAUAAUAACAAUAUGAACAAUAAAAACAGUGAUGAUAUUAAUAAUGUAAAGAAUGGGCAUAAGAAUGAUAAUAAAGUUGAUAAUCCUAAUUGUAGUGAUAAUGAAAAAACGAAGAAGGUAAAAAAAUUAAAAACCCUAUGUGAUUUAGCUUGUAAAUUAAUAUUAUUCGCACACAACGAUUUAAUAAUACAUUCCUUUUUGGAAUGUCAGAUAAAUCCUUUAGAUUUAUUAGAAAAUUAUGAUAUAAAUAAAUUAUGUGAAAUAUUUUGCCCUGUAAUAAAAGAAUGUUUAUCAGUAUUAAAUAAGUUAAGUGAUGAAGCAUUUAUGAUAAAAGGAUAUGGUUUUUAUAAUUUAGAAAAUGACAAGAAUAAAAAUAAAAAUAUUAAAACAUGUAAUACGAAUAAAAAGGAUAUAGAUAAAGAUACAAAUAAUGAUGAUGAUGAUAAGAAAGAAUUAAGAAAUAAUAACAGUAUCGAAAAAAAAGAAGAAUAUAAUUUUUCUGAAUUCUCUCCCAUUAUUCUGAAGAAUCAUGAAAUGAAAAUAAAUGAGAACAAAAUAAAAUACAUUUCAUUUGAUGAUUAUAAUUUAUGUGUAGAUACAUAUUUCAGCAAAAUGGAAUUAUCAAAAUAUGAUAAGCAGCAAGAAAUUACUAAGAGUAAAAAUGCAAUAACAAAAGUGGAUAAGAUAAAAUUAGAUCAUGAAAGGAGAAUAGACCAAUUAGAGAAAGAAGUAUUAUUAUUAAAAAAGAAAAUAACCUUAAUACAAUUAAAUGAUGUAUUAAUCGAAGAAGGAAUUAAAUUAAUGCGUUCAGCACUUUCGACAAGUGCAAACUGGGAAAAAAUAUGGGAGCAUAUAAAAAUAUUUAAGAAGCAAGAACAUCCAAUUGCAGUACGUAUAAAGUCAGUAAAUUUUAAGAAUUGUGAAAUGGAUUACUUAUUGAGUGACUGUGAUGAUAAGAUGAAUAAUAAAAUGGAUGAUGAUGAUGAUGAUGAUGAUGAACAUGAAGAAAAUGAUGAUGAAAAUGAAGAUGAUAUAUAUAAUGAUAAUAAAAAAUCAUGUGGUACUAAUAAAAUGUUUGCUGUUACCAUUAAUUUAAAUAACUCUGUGUAUGGAAAUAUUGAAGAUUAUCAGAGAUUAAGAAAAAAGGCAGAAGAAAAAAUUAGAAAGACAAAAAUGGCUACCGAUUUUGCUGUUAAAAAAGUUGAGAAGAAAAAAAAGAACAAAGAUAAUAAUAAUAAUAAUAAACAAAAAGGAAAAGUAAAAUCAAGUGUUGGUCAAAUUCAAAAGUUAAGAAAAGUGUACUGGUUUGAAAAAUUUCAUUGGUUUAUAUCCUCUGAAAAUUAUUUAGUGAUAGCUGGAAGAGAUGCAUUACAAAAUGAAAUAUUAUUUAGAAGAUAUUUUCAAAAAAAUGAUAUUUAUGUGCAUGCAGAUAUACAUGGUGCAGCAUCUUGUAUUAUUAAAAACCCUUAUAAGGAUACACCUAUUCCUGACAAGACCCUUUCUGAAGCUGGCCAGCUAGCCAUUUGUAGAAGUUCUGCUUGGAACAACAAAAUAAUUACUUCUGCCUGGUGGGUAUAUUACAACCAGGUGAGUAAGUCUGCUCCUAGUGGGGAAUAUUUAAAAACGGGUUCUUUUGUAAUAAGAGGAAAGAAAAAUUAUUUGCCUCAUGUAAAGUUAGAAAUGGGAUUUUGUGUUCUUUUUCAAAUUGAGAAGGAUGAAGAGUUGAAUGUGGAAGACGUUCCUUUGGAGGAGAAUAAUAUGGAUCUUGAUGAAACAAGAAAGGAGAAUGGCAAAAAUGAUGAAAUGGCAAAUAAUAAGAUGGAAAAUAAUAAGAUGGAAAAUAAUAAAAGGGAAAAUAUUAAAUUAGAAAAUAAUAAGAUGGAAAGUGAAAUAGAUAACAAUAAUAUGAAUCAUUUAAAUAAUAUUUCUGUUCCAUAUAUUAAUGAAGAGGAUGUUGAAAUUACUUCAGAUAAUAUAAAUGAAAACGAUUCUGCAAAAUGUGUGAUACAAAAAAAUUUUAGUAACAUUAAUAUGAUGGAAGAAAAUAAUAUGUUGAAUUUUUGUGUUUUAAGAGGAAUCAAGGAGAAUAAAAAUUAUAAUAGCAGACGUAUAUGUGUAAAAUUAUUGUAUGAUAUAUUAAGUGAUGAUAUAUUUAAGAAAAAUGUUUACAAUAAAUUUGCCUUUGCAUGGUAUAAGAUAAAAUCAAAGAGUUCUAUGAUAAAAGGAAAGAAAAAUAGAAAGGGAUUUAAUAAAUAUAUAUAUUACUUUAUAAGAAAUAAGAAGGAUAUAUAUAAUAUGAUAUAUAUUUUAUAUCCUGUAGUGAUAUAUAAUAUAUUAAGAAGAAUGAAUAAUUCUAAGAAUAUAUAUAAAAAGAAAUGUGUGGAUUAUAUAUAUGUUAAAAAAUUUUAUCAUACGUUUUGUAAAAUAAUAAAAUAUUUUUUCCACAUUUAUAAUAUAUUAAUUAGAAGAAGGAAUAGCUCUUUAGAAAAAGAAAAUUUUAUUGAAAUAUAUAAAUAUAAGAAUUAUAUAAUAAAUACAUUUUUUAAAGGAUUAAAGGGUAAUACAAUAUUGGUUGAGAGUAUAUAUGAUUUUCUUAUUUUUGUGGAUAGGAUAUUUUAUGAUAGAUAUAAAUCUUCACAAGAUGUAAAUAAUAUAUUUUCUUUGCCCUAUUAUAAUAAAGAUGUAGAAAAGGAUAGUUGGGCAAAUAUAUAUAAAAAUAUGUAUAUGGAGUAUAAUAUAAAUGGUGUAAAUAAGAAGAUGUUAAAUGAUAUGAUGGAAUAUAAUGAAAAUUGUAAUUUGUCAAAUUAUGAUUAUGCUAUUAACACAUGUAUGGAAAAUCGUUUCUUUGUUGCAUGUGAAGUUUAUGGUAGGCCCGUAACAUUUAAAGACGAUAGUGAUGAAGAAAUAAAUUGUUCAGAAAAAAAGAAUGAAAAUAUAAUAAAUGAGGAAGAUGUAGAUUCUUUAUGUAGUAGCUACAGUGAAGUUAGCGAAAGUGAAAAAGGAAAUAAGAAAGGCAAAAAGAAGAAUGUUACUUUUGUAUGUGAUGAUGAGAAUAAGGAGAAGUGUGUUUCAUUUAAAAUGGAAACAAAUGAUGAUAAUGUUAAUUAUGAUAAGAAAUCAAAUGAAAAUGUAUCUAGACCAUUUAGAUCUCGCAAAGGAACUGGUUAUGUAAAAAUGGAUAUGAAUAAAUUAUUAAAGGAUAUAGAAGAGGAGGAUGAUGAUGAAAAAAAGAAACAAGUAAGUUUUAAAAGGAAGGGUAUAAAUAGUGACGUAAUAAAAAGGACCGUAUCCUUUUCAUCAGAAGAAGAACAUAUAUGUGUUGAGCAACCUGCUUCAUUGUAUAUGCCGAGACCAGUAAGGACAAGAAAGGCAACUGGUUUUGUUAAAAUGGAUAUGAAAAAAUUGUUAGAUGAAAUAGGAGUUGAUGAUGAGAUAAAUGAUGAAAAUAUACAAAGUGAUGAAAACAAGUUUGAAGAGAAAGGAAAGAAGGUGACUUUUGAGAAUUACAAGAAUAAUGAUGCUAUAAAAAAGUGUGUAUCCUUUUCUUCAGAAGAGGAAUAUAUACCUGUAGAUGAGCCGGUUUCUUUGAAGGUGGCUAGACCAGUUAGAUCAAGGAAGGCUACUGGUUUUGUUAAAAUGAAUGUUAGUAAGUUGUUACAACAGAUAGGUUCUGAUGAACAUAAUGAAGAAAUGAGAGGUGAUGAUAAAAAGGAAAAGAAGGUAACAUUCAAAAAUAAGGAUAUAAGUAGCGAAUUAGAUAAAAAAAGUACAACUACAUAUAUAUCUGAAGAGGACCAUAAUAUAUGUUCUAAGAAUUCUGAAUCUUCUCCUAGGUUUCGAUCUGUGAGGUCAAGAAAACCGACGGGCUUUGUUAAAAUGGACGUUAGUAAAUUAUUAAGAGAAGUAGAAUAUGAAAAGGAAGGAGAUGAUGGAACAGCUGUUAGGUUUGACAAUAAUAUGAGAAGUAACGAUGGAAUGAAGAAGACGGUUUCAUUUUCAUCAGAGGAGGAAUAUAUUCCUGUGAAUCAAUCAGAAACUGUGAAUAAUGCAAGACCUGUGAGGACUCGUAAGGCUACAGGUUUUGUUAAAGUGGAUAUGAGUAAAUUAUUAAAGGAGGUGGAACAAGAAUUAGAAGAAGAAGAAAAAGAGGAUGAUUAUGAUGAUGUUGUUGGAAUAGAAGAGAAAAAAAAAAAAAAGCGUCGAGAGCAGAUAGAAUGUGAUAUAAAGGAUGAAGGAGAACAUAAUAAUAAUAAUAGUGAUGAUGAUAAUUUGAGAAAAGAUAAUAAAAAGGUAACGUUUAAUGAUAAAAUAUGUGAUCUUAUGAAUAAAAAGAUUGUAUCUUUUUAUUCAGAGGAAGAACAUAUUCCUGUUGACGAACAUGUGUCUUUAAAUAUGGUAAGGCCAGUGAGAACACGAAAACCUACUGGAUUUGUAAAUGUUGAUGUUAGUAAAUUACUUAUGGAUAUAGGAAGUAAGGAUUUUAAGGAUGAAGAUGAAGAAAAAAGUGAUGAUGAAAGUGAAGAGAAAAGUGAAGAACAAAGUGAAGAACAAAGUGAAGAACAAAGUGAAGAAGAAAUUGAAGAAGAAAGUGAGGAUGAUGAUGAGGACGCGAGUGAAGAAUAUUCAGUUGAAAAGAAAAAAACCAAUUAUGAUAAUAAUAAUAAUGUUAGUGACAAGGAAGGGUUAAAUAAUUCCGGAGAUGAUAAUUCCUAUGUAGAGGAUACUUAUGGUAAUAAUAAAAAUAAAACUAAAAGAAAUAAAGAAAAUGAUACAUUAAAAAAAAAUGUUUCUUUUGAAUGUAAUGAAAAUAAAAAUAAGAAUAAUGUACAUUUAUUAAGAGGGGCAAGAACGAAGAAAAAACGUAUGAAGAAAAAAUAUAAAGAGCAAGAAGGUGAUGAGGAAUCAAGGGCAUUGCAUAUGAAAAUAAUUGGUUCAAAAAUGAUGAAACAUGAAAUUGAAAAGCCAAAAAAAAAAGAGGAAGAAUUAAAACCGUUCGAAACGCAAAAUAAGUAUAAAGGUCCAAAGGAAGUUAUAACAAAUUAUGAGAAAAUAAAUGAGGAUGAUAUGGAUAUAAAAUUAAAUGAAAUACAUAAAUUAACCAAUUCACCCAGUGAAGGAGAUAAUUUGUCAUUUGCAAUUCCUAUGUGUGCUCCUUAUUCAGCCAUACAAGCUCAUAAAUAUAAAAUCAAACUUGUUCCAGGAAAUACGAAGAAAGGGAAGGUGGCAGAUUCUUGUAUUUCAUAUUUUUUAAAAAAUGCUACAAAUGAAAAAGAGAAGGAAUUAAUAAAAAAUAUAUCGAUGGAUGAAUUAGGAAAUUGCAUUAUAGCAAAUUGUACUCCUGAUUUGAAGGAAUUAAAAGAAUUAUCAAAAAAUAAUUUUAUAGCAAAAAAAGGAAGAAAAAAGUAG
Molecule: messenger RNA, 6306 nt
Organism: Plasmodium gaboni
Lineage: Eukaryota; Apicomplexa; Aconoidasida; Haemosporida; Plasmodiidae
Product: conserved protein, unknown function
Exons: 6
Coding region: 1-6306 (2101 amino acids)
Biological process (GO): ribosome-associated ubiquitin-dependent protein catabolic process; rescue of stalled cytosolic ribosome
Cellular component (GO): RQC complex
Molecular function (GO): tRNA binding; ribosomal large subunit binding
Source: RefSeq, a predicted model, not a curated record